Columba livia (rock pigeon) is the source of this 5041-nucleotide messenger RNA. Its product is annotated as baculoviral IAP repeat-containing protein 5.1. The coding region runs from base 333 to 800 and encodes 155 amino acids. The transcript has 4 exons. The record is from RefSeq and is a predicted model, not a curated record. NCBI's taxonomy places the organism in Eukaryota, Metazoa, Chordata, Aves, Columbiformes, Columbidae.
CAAAAAUAAAAAAAAAAAUCAUCCCAGGCAGCUUCCUUGGAGGAGUAUGAAGCUGCUACUAAGACUCUGAGGUCCCUAAAGCAGAGGUCAAAAGACUACAUGAGAGUCAUCUCAGGUUAAUUACAGAGGAGGAAGCUUCCAACAAAAGAAUGUGGCACAGGUGAAAAAAGUUCCAAUUUAUCUUGAUUGUCCUACUCAUCAACUUACCUGUGUUUUUACUUACUUUCAAACUUAACCUGCUGUACAGGUGCAAUGUGUCACCAAUUAGUGUAAUGCCUUAAAAUGGAGAGCAGGAAGAAGGUUCUAGGCUGUACUAAUUGUAGGUUUUAGAGAUGGAGAUGUUCUUGAAAGAGCUUGGGUUGGCUUCUAAGAUCUUGAGUGAUUUUCAGGAUAUGUAUGAAUAUGAGAACCGUUUAAAAACCUUCACAAACUGGCCUUUUACAGAGAACUGCAAGUGUACUCCAGAGAAUAUGGCAAAGGCGGGUUUUGUCCACUGUCCAAAUGCAAACAGACCAGAUGUGGCAAAAUGUUUCUUUUGCUUGAUAGAACUGGAAAGCUGGGAACCAAAUGAUGAUCCAUGGGAGGAACACACCAAACGUCACAGUUGUGGAUUUUUGUCCCUUACUAAGCACCUGGAUGACCUGACAAUGGAGGAGUACUACAUGCUGGAGAUGACACGGCUGAGAACCUUCCUUCAAAUGUGCUUCAUAAGUUGGCAGAACAGAAAGCCAUUACUUUGGAAAUUGCGUUGCAUUGGAAACAUGAGGAAGGCAAAUGCUGUUUGGAAUGAUGCUACUUGAAUGGAUGGUUCAACUGUCCCUGCUUCCAGCAACCUACAAGCACAUUUCAGCGACAGGAGUGAACCUGAAGAGAUGUUGGGCUGCUGCCGCUGAAAUAAAUGAAGAUGCCAGAUUCCAUUCAGUCAAUAGUAGCAAUCCUGCUUAUUUUCUUUUUCUUUUCUAUUUUACUUUGUCCUUCAUAGUUCCCUUGCUGUCAUCAAGAAUGAAAGGCUUUGGGACAAAAAUGAUGUUUUUUCUUGGAGUCUGAAGUUUGACUUGCAAAUAAGUUAAAGCUUGAUCAUUUUUACUCACCCUUAGACUUUUGUGCUUGCUCUAGGUUUUUAAACAGCAAACAUUAAAUUAAAAAAUUGCCAUGUAAAGUAUAAGGCAAGUCUGUGAGUAAUAAUAAAAAAAAGGAUCAGAUGGUGUAAAAUCAUAAUAGCUCUGUUGGAGUCGGAGAGAAUAAGCUGCUUAACAUAAGCGGGGAGACUGGCCUGAGAAAGGCACAGUAAAGUGGCUGUAUUUUCUCCAGAUGUAUAUAGGAAAGUAAAAUGCAUUAAGUAAUUAUAGAAAGACUCGAUAAAUAAUCACUAAUGAAUAUCUUUUUUUCUCUUCCUGUUUGACCCCUUGAAGGAUACUGUUGUAUUUUAAUUUCCUUGAGUUUAUUUAUUGGAAUUGUUAACUAAGAUUCUGUGAGUGUUUUGCAACCUAGAACUUAUUAUGAGUAGUUGGUUGGGAUGAUUCCCUAUGCAAUACUCAGGCUGUUUUGUUUUAUGACCUGACUAUCCUUGACUGUGUAACUCUUGUAAGAAACCUGGUACUAAGAAUUGCUGUCUGCAGAGCCAGUAGAGUUCCAGUACUAAAAAGUUGCUUUAAUCAAGGUGACAAAGGUGUGCAGCAUAUCAAACAUGGCUUGUUAUGAUGUUAAAUGUCUGCAGCCCUUUGAAUAUUUAAUAUGUUGGGCUACUGGAGAGGUUUGGAACACACCUGCUUCCCCCCUCGCUGUGGAAAAUGUCCAUCUUGAACCAAAAAAAUAGUUCUAACACUUUAAUUCAUACAUGCUGCUUCAGCGCAAUAUCCAGUAUGAGGCAGCUGCUCAUCACUUGUUCCUCUGUAAAAUAAGAUGCAUACUUUGUGAUGCAUCAUUGUGUGGUUUUUAUACCCACAGUGUAAAAGAAAAAACUGUUCCUUCUCCCCCUGGCCUCCCCAGAUUAUUAGAAUUUGCACUGUUUUCCAUAAUCUUAGAGAGGACAAUGACACAAAUUAUCUGGCCUCAAAUUUAUUUUGAGAGUCAUCUCUUGUUUAGGCUGUCUGUGCUUGGACAAUGUUUUAUUUUAUUUUUGGCAAGGUUUUGAUAAAAAUAAAAUUAAUUUUUCUUUGAAGGUAGAGAAGACAACCUUCAAACUGGCCAAUAAGCCUUAAUCCUGUCCUGCUUUCCUCUUGAUGAUCAGUCUAACCAUUAACCACAAUCAUUUCAGCUACUAAGCAGAUUUAUGAGAACAUCUGCAGAAAUAAAGUCCUUGUGAGGAGAUCUUCCUAGGAUAAAUUGUCGCAGACAAUGGAAAAGAGAGCUGAAAAAAGUCAGUAAAUCUUCAACAAAAUGCCACAGAUUUACAACUCUGAAAUAGUUUGGAGGGACUCAAACCAUGCAGGUUUGUUUUGUUUUGAGGAGAAAGGAAGAGCUGUGACAGUUAUUCUGACAAAUUCUCUUUAGUUUUUCUUAUCACUUUUUUUUGAUUUAUUCAAAUCUGAGAUGAUGCAAGAUGAAAUGGGAGGGCAAAAUACUUUCUUUCAGUUACGUUAAAAGGUUGUGACACUUAAUGUAUAUACUGGGGUUUUGUGUUUAAAAUCUUAGCUGGGUGGAUUUUAGUAAGCACUGUUCUUCAUUUGUCCUCAACUAGAGUACAUUCAAAUUUGUUGGUUCUUUGUGCUGUAGAAUAAAUAAUUCAGUGUAAGAACUAGGGAUGGAAAAUAAUAGUGCAAUUGUGCUCACCUACCGCCUCUCCUUUUAAUCUAUUUUUGUAUUUUGUUGCAGUGAUCCUCAGUAUUGUUUCCAACAGUCCUCUUCCCAAUGGAAGAAGUAUUUUCAGUAUCCAUAUUUUGUUAGAUACAGGUUUCCUGUUAUUUUCUGUGACCAACCACAGUGAUGCUCACGAGAUGUGCGGAUGGUGCACAUGUGUAUAGGGACAAAAAAUCCAUUCGUUAAGCUUUAUGGCAGCAGGAUUAGCAGCUGAACUUAAUAGUUGUAAUAGAAAGAUAAAACAAAAAACAUGGGUUAAGCUGUUUUGGUUUGGGAUGGUUAUGCUAGUAAUGGAUAAAAUAUGACAUUUCCAUAUGUGCCUAAUGUGUUUAUAGUAUGUCCACUCUUUUAAAAAAAAUAUUUAUUUGGAUUUCUGAAUAAAAAAAUAUCUUCCAUGGAAAUGGAUUCAGCUGUUUUCUAAAAGUUGUUCUGUUUCCUUUUAGAUUCAUUGAGAUGCACCAGAAGCCCUUAUGAAGGGCUAAGGUACAAACUUGUCAUAGAAUUUAGGGUACAGGUUGUCUCUUUGGAGAGUCCAUGUGGUUUUGCAUCAGUAGGCAGAAAUGUUCUGAUAGAUGUGUUGUUUUUAUUACAACCAAGUGGUUUGCCCUGUAAUGGAAAGAUUCCCAUCAAAAAGUCUGAAGACUGGCUUUCUGUAUUUCUGGAGAAUAAAGUAAGAUAAAGCAAUUUUACAAUGAUUUAUGCAGCUUGAGGAAAAGCAGAGGUUGAUAAAGUAGCAUUAAUACCAUGUCACCUAGCAACAGGCAGUAAUAAGGUUCAAAACCAAUUCGCGUGUCAUUUUGUGCCCAAAAUUUUGCAAAUGAGCCUUCCGUAGUGGAACUAGUUAAACCAUUUCUGCUAGUGUCUUGGACUUGAGAUUUGUGUAGUUUUAUCCUUGGUAUGUUGAGUUAUUGUUUUCAUAUUCCCUCUGGCAACUUUUAUUGUGAUCCUAGGGAAGCACUUUAUUUUAAGUGCUAGCACACUUAGUUCUGUAUUUUCAAGAGAGUAGAGAAGCAGAGAGGCUUCUUUUUUUUUUUUUUUUUUUUUUCCAUCUUUGAAGAACUACAGGAAAAUGAGUUUAAUCAAGCCUUUUGUUUUUUGUUUGUAGGCACAGCAUUUAGUAAACAAAUAAACAAAACCCCAAAACAACAACAAACAACAACAACAAACCCAAAAAAACUUAGUAAUUCAGUGCUGGUUUUUCUUAUCCAGAGGCUGUUACUGUUGAGGCAGACACUGGUUUGAUAUCUGCCUUAGAGUUUACAAAUCAGUGUGUUAAUGUCAAUUGUCUAGUUCUUCUCCCUGGUGCAGUGACUAUCACUACAGAAAUGCCAACAAGAAACAUGUAACAUUGAGCAAGGAAGAUCAAAUGUGACUGGUCACAAAGGAGGAUGCUUGAGAAACUACUGAAGAUGUUGUCUCGCCUGUCCCUUCUAGCAUUGGAGCUGCUUUUAUGUCCUUUCCUGAGUUCCUUGAGUGUUGUGGGUGUUUAUUUAAAUCUCUGCUUUCAGGCUCUGUCAUGAGUGACAGAUUUAAACCCCCUGCAAACUAAAGAUAAAUGCUUUUUCUCAUAUAAAGCAAAGAACAAAGCUGGAGCUUGAAGCAAGUAAAUAGUAGGGACAGUCUCAAAUUGCUGAUGUCUACCAACAGAAAUGGUCAGAGGCAAAACCUUCUUAAUUAUUAAUAAAUAAAUGAUACUUAAAGCUUAACAGAAAAAAAAACACUUUCAGAGAGGGUAAAGCCAGCUCUCAAAACAUUACCAUUGCUAGGAUACUUCACAGAUCCUGCAUUUAAAAUCAUUUUCUGAUAUAGUAAUGGCACUUUCAGAAAAAACUUCUUCCUACUGUUUCUGACAAACUACCAAGUGUAGGAGGAAGAGGCACAUUAAACAUAAGAAUUCCAAGUUCAUCACCUUAGCAAAGACAGAAUAUUCUACAUCCAAAUUGAGGAAUUUGGAAUUUCACAUGAAAUCUGUGAGGGACUUUGCUACUGAUGCUUCCCCUUGUUUAAAAAGGAUGCAGACAUUGAACAGUACAGGCAUGUACAAUCAUUCCUGAGUAAAUCAAGUCCCAUCCUACCUGGACAAGUAACUGUGCAUUAGUUGCUUCACGAGAAGGUCAGUGAUGGGCCAGGACCCCUUGUUAGCCACGAGUUCUGUGUUUGGAGCUCCUGAUGUGCACAUAUGCUUGUGUUUUUUUUCUGAAAUGUUUUGGACCUAGUCCUUAUUUGGAUUACAAAAAUAAUA